This is a messenger RNA of Lactuca sativa (garden lettuce), 1264 nucleotides long. RefSeq names its product protein DMP9. NCBI's taxonomy places the organism in Eukaryota, Viridiplantae, Streptophyta, Magnoliopsida, Asterales, Asteraceae. The record is from RefSeq and is a predicted model, not a curated record. Gene Ontology annotation, biological process: endomembrane system organization.
AAUCGACUCAUUUGCAAAAAAAUUGAUUAGUAAAUUACCAAAAAAAGAAAAAAAGAAAAAACAGUUUCAACCAUUAUAAGCUUAUUAGAUCCAAGUUUCAUCCAUUAUAAGCUUAAUAGAUCUAUUUGAGAUUCAAUUUUUUCACCAUUAAUAGCCAUAUCUAUAAUAACAAGCUCAACAAAUUCUUUAUACAAUAUUGUAUUGUUAUAUAUUUUCAAAUCAACAGACGUAGUAAACGUAGAACCUUUGAUCUUCAAAUUAGCAAAUUCCGAACCUGCAAUCUCCAAAAUAAAAUAUUAACAUAGUUGUGAUAUUUUCUUGAUAGGACACAAAAGAUUUCUAUAGAUUUCCCACUUUCCAAAAGGGGGAAACAGUAAUAACGUCCAAAAGUGAAAGGACUAAUCGUUGCAAUUACAUAAAAUCAGGACACAGUAGUCGUUGAACUUUAAAUCUACAGAACGUCACCGCCGGCGGCGACGGUUUAAACCGCCCAUCAACCGCCUUUCCAAAAUUUGAAUUUACAUUAACCGCAAUAAUCACCAUAAAAACCAUGCACCAAAUCCAAAAUUUCAGACCAUCUCCCGAUUAAACUUAAAAAAUGGAACAGUCCAACGACAAUGGCAUCAAAAUCUACACCAUCUCCUCGUCAGCCAACUUCGACCACCAACCACCGUCACCACCACCCAUGCCACCGCCAGACUUCACUACAACCACCGGUGGCCGGAGACGGCGGGCAAUGGCAAACGGGGUCCAGAAAACACUCUCAAAGACUUCAAUGCUCGUAAACUUCCUCCCGACAGGAACCCUUCUCACAUUCGAGAUGCUGCUUCCCUCCGUCUACGGGAAAGGUGAAUGCACCACCGUGACCACCCUGAUGAUCAACGUCCUCCUCGGAAUCUGCACUAUGUCGUGUUUCUUCUUUCACUUUACAGACAGUUUUCGUGGGUCCGAUGGGAAGAUUUACUAUGGGUUUGUGAGUCCAUGGGGGUUAAAAGUGUUUAAAUCGGACAUAGGUGUAGAGGUGCCUGACGACGAAAGGUAUAAACUUGGUUUCACUGAUUUUGUUCAUGCGAUGAUGUCAUCAAUGGUGUUUGUAGCGAUUGCUUUCUCGGAUCAUAGGGUUACGAACUGUUUGUUUCCAAGGCAUACUAAAGAAAUGGAUGAAGUUAUGCAGAGUUUUCCGUUGAUGGUUGGGGUUGUGUGUAGUGGUUUAUUUUUGGUGUUUCCAAACACUCGAUAUGGGAUUGGAUGUUUGUCUGCUUAA